UAUACCCAAACACCCACUAAGAAAAGGCGCCCGAGAGCUGGAUAAAACACGCAGCCAGAAAUGGCUCCUGUCCUCAGGAUCUCAUCGCUUUCUGCCCCCCCCCCACAGGUGGAUCCCGAUGACGUCUUAACGAAGGAGGAGCAGAUCCUGCUCCUGCUGAAAGCCAAGGCCAAGUGUGAAAGACACCUGCAAGCGAGGGGGACCCAGGUGCCAGAUGGAUUUUGUGCCCCCGAGUGGGACAACCUCAUUUGCUGGCCCCAGGGCCCCCCCGGGAAAGUGGUCUCCAUGCCCUGCCCAGAUUACAUCUACGACUUCAACCAUGAGGGUUAUGCCCAUCGGCAGUGUGACCUGAACGGCAGCUGGGCGUUGGUGCCCAACGAGAACCGUACCUGGGCAAACUAUACCGAAUGUGCCAAGUUUCUUGUUAUCGACAGCACGGAAAAGGAAGUUUUUCAUCGGCUUUAUGUGAUUUAUACCGUUGGUUAUUCCAUCUCGCUGGGAUCGCUGACAAUUGCGGUUAUGAUCUUAGCUUAUUUCCGACGUUUGCACUGCACCCGGAACUAUAUCCACAUGCAUCUAUUUGUCUCCUUCAUGCUCCGGGCAAUCAGCAUCUUUGUGAAGGACGCCGUGCUGUAUUCCGGUUCAGCCCUGGAGGAGAUGGAAAUAAUCCCGGAGGACGAGUUCCGAUCCAUGACCGAAGCUACCCCAAUGGAUAACUCAACCCUGUAUCUGUCUCAGUACUCGCCCCAGGUGGGCUGCAAAUUAGUCGUGACUCUCUUCCUCUACUUCCUGGCCACCAGUUACUACUGGAUUUUGGUGGAAGGACUCUACCUUCACAGCCUCAUCUUCAUGGCCUUCUUCUCGGAGAAGAAAUACCUCUGUGGAUUCACGUUGUUUGGCUGGGGCCUUCCGGCGGUGUUUGUCACAAUAUGGGCAACUCUUCGAGCGACGUUAGCAGACACCGAAUGCUGGGAUUUAAGCGCCGGCUAUUUCAAGUGGUUUAUCCAGGUGCCCAUCCUCACGGCUGUGUUGGCAAACUUUAUCCUGUUUAUCAAAAUCAUCAGAGUACUUGCAACCAAGCUGCGGGAAACAAAUGCAGGCAGAUGUGAUACCAGACAACAGUAUCGGAAACUGUUGAAAUCCACCCUGGUCCUCAUGCCAUUAUUUGGAGUCCACUAUAUUGUUUUUAUGGCCAUGCCCUACACUGAGGUUUCCGGAAUCCUCUGGCAAAUUCAGAUGCACUAUGAAAUGCUGUUUAACUCCUUCCAGGGAUUUUUCGUCGCAAUUAUCUACUGCUUUUGUAAUGGGGAGGUCCAAGCCGAGAUUAAGAAGUCGUGGAGCCGAUGGACAUUAGCACUGGACUUCCGAAGAAAGGCGCGGAGUGGGAGCACCACCUACAGCUACGGACCCAUGGUGUCCCACACCAGUGUCACGAAUGUCACCGCCAAAGGGGGCAUGCCGCUCCCUCUGAACGGCAAACCAGCCCCGGGAGCCCUCAACGGACACCGGAAUUUGCCUGGGUACAUCAGGAACGGGUCCAUUUCAGAAAACUCAAUGGCGUCUUCAGGGCCCGAGCAUUACAGCAAAGAGGAGGAAUAUCUGAACAGCUCCGGACUUUACAACGGCUACAAGCCAGCUGCCCUGUUGGAAAAAGAAGAAGAAUCUGUGAUGUAAAGUGGACAAAAUGAGAUGAGGGCUAGACAGCCCCACUUAGGGCUCCCUGAAAACACUGAGGGUGGCAAGCAACUUCCAGUAAAAUUGAUCCCCAUUGCGGUUUUGGGGAGGGGGGUUUGACUCUCCACUCGAUUCUUUGCAACGAGAAACACCAUUUUGCCGGAAUGAAGGACAGCAACAAUUUUGGCAACCCGGCAGAGUCCCUGCAUUCUCCUGCCCUAGAAGGCAAGGGUGAUCCCCAUUAUCUUUGGGGAGCACAGGGGAAAGGGGCCAGUGCUCCCAGGGCAUUCAGAGUUUUUCUCCUUAGGGGGAACGAAAAGGACUCUGCCAAUAGAUUGAUCCGAUCCAUCCAGGAACAUUUCAGAGCAAAACUUUCUUGCACCUUCGUGGCUGAUUUGCUUUUAAGAUUUGAUUUAGCAGGGGGGGGGGAAAAAACCACAAUGCAUGUUGUAUCCAGAGAGGACUUUCCCCCCCUCCAGCGCUGUAUGUUUUAAGCGACCAAGUGAAAACAAGGGUUUCGCAAUCGAAAGAAAAUUGAAAUUAUUUUCCUGCUUGUC
This is a messenger RNA of Crotalus tigris (Tiger rattlesnake), 2231 nucleotides long. RefSeq names its product parathyroid hormone 1 receptor (gene PTH1R). Gene Ontology annotation, biological process: cell surface receptor signaling pathway; adenylate cyclase-activating G protein-coupled receptor signaling pathway; intracellular calcium ion homeostasis. The transcript has 12 exons. Gene Ontology annotation, molecular function: parathyroid hormone receptor activity; G protein-coupled peptide receptor activity; peptide hormone binding. Gene Ontology annotation, cellular component: plasma membrane. The record is from RefSeq and is a predicted model, not a curated record. Bases 61 to 1674 code for a protein of 537 amino acids. NCBI's taxonomy places the organism in Eukaryota, Metazoa, Chordata, Lepidosauria, Squamata, Viperidae.